GAUGAGAGAGUCCUGCCCCCAGUGUUAUGGGAUCAGCUCCUGUGCGCGUGCGUCAGAGUGGGUGGUGUCGUCGGGAGCGCCGGUUAUAAACUCUUUAACUAGUCUGCGUUGGGGAGGGAGGAAGCACAAGCAGCGGCGAUGCAUGGAAGUGAGCAGAAGAAGAGGCAUCUGUUGCAGUCAGGACGCUCAGCGAGCAUGGCUCAUUCGGAGAGCUGUGAGUGCGGCGGCGAGCGGCGCCACCCGAGCAUUCUCUACAGCCUGCUGAAGAAGGAGAGCGCCCCGUGCGCGUCCGCGCGAGCGCCUCGCAGCGCCAGGCUCGCCGUGGCGGCGCGCACGUGCGCGUGCGGGGUCGCGAGGCCUGUAGCGCUGCGCUCUCCGCACGCGACGUGCGCCGCGGCCUCGGCCGUGCUCGCCAAGACGCUGCGCUUCGUCAAGAGCGUGCCGUGUUUCGGUGAGCUGCCCGCCUGCGAUCAGCGCGCGCUGGUGCGCAGUGGCUGGGCGCCGUUGCUGGUGCUCGGAAUGGCGCAGGACGGACUGGACUUCGAGACGCGCGAGAGCGCCGAGCCCAGCAUGCUGCAGCGCCUCCUCACCGGCGCGCACGAGCGGCCCGACAGCCCGCGCGACCACGGCGCAAACGUCAUUAACGGCGGCGGAGGAGUGGCGCUGGCCGAGGCGCAGGGCAUUAAAGCGUUCCUCAGCAAGUGCUGGGACCUCGACAUCAGCACCAAGGAAUACGCCUACUUAAAAGGAGCCAUUCUGUUUAACCCAGACAUUGCUGGACUGCAGUGUCAGCACUACAUCCAGGCUCUGCAGAGCGAAGCGCACCAGGCUCUUAAUGAACAUGUCAAACUGAUUCACCGAGGAGACACCACGAGGUUUGCCAAACUCUUCAUUGCCCUCUCAAUGCUACGAUCCAUCAACGCCAACGUCGUGGCAGGGCUCUUCUUCAGACCCGUCACUGGCACAGUAAACAUGGAAGAACUUCUCCUCGAGAUGUUUUACGGAAAGUAGAAAGCCGCACGCCUUUGCGGACCUGAGACAUGGCCACAGGCUUUCACACACACACAAAUUUUUACACAUGCUAUUUUUGUACAAUAUUUCCUUGGACUGUAUUCCCUUAUUGCCUUCUGAGUUGAACUCAUUGCUGAAUCCAAAAUCUGACUUUAUCGUCUUUUGGGGAAAUAGCUUUACAUUGUUUUCUUCAAUUGAUUCGCUUUUCUGUGUUGUUUUGUACAGCCAUAUUAUGAAAAAGGCUAUUUAUUUGAGUAUAUUUAAACUAUAGAAACUGUCCUAAGCCUUUGUUUUUAUUGUUACAUUGACCACAAUGAACAGUGCACACAUGCAUAUAUUCCAACACAACCUUUAUAUAGUUAUGGAUUCCGGUUUUCUGCAUUGACAAAGGUUACUCGGAUUAAGUAAGUGUCAAAGUGAUUGCAAACUGAAAAAAAAUAGAAAAUAAAAAUGAAUGAGAAAGUGAAAGUGUCUUACCAGAAGAGGGCAAUGUGAGCCCACAAACCUGGAGCUCGAAAGCGAAGCAGUAAAACAUCUCUGAGGGCAGAGUACACCUUCAAAUUUAUAUUUCAUUAUUUCAGCCAAAAUGCAUAUCAGUUUUAACAAACUACCAUUUGACCAAACAAAGUGCGUGAACAAAGGCACUGGAGUGUAAAACACUGUGUUGUGUCCUUGUGACAGGAUUGGAUAUGCUUGGAUGAUUUGGGACAGGACACCAUAUGUUGGUCUCUGAAAGCAUUAGUCAUAGCAGUGUAAAGUAAAAUGUCUGAUAGGACAGCAGAAUGCUUAUGGCAACCUGGCACCUUGACUUUUUUUUUUUGAGAGAGAGAUAUGAAGAAAAUAUUAAAACAAUAGCCUGAAAUA
Messenger RNA from Pangasianodon hypophthalmus (striped catfish), 1875 nucleotides. RefSeq names its product nuclear receptor subfamily 0, group B, member 1 (gene nr0b1). Gene Ontology annotation, cellular component: nucleus; cytoplasm. The transcript has 2 exons. The record is from RefSeq and is a predicted model, not a curated record. The coding region runs from base 139 to 1011 and encodes 290 amino acids. Gene Ontology annotation, biological process: negative regulation of transcription by RNA polymerase II. Gene Ontology annotation, molecular function: transcription factor binding; transcription corepressor activity. Lineage: Eukaryota; Metazoa; Chordata; Actinopteri; Siluriformes; Pangasiidae.